Messenger RNA from Homo sapiens (human), 2664 nucleotides. RefSeq names its product chromatin licensing and DNA replication factor 1 (gene CDT1). Gene Ontology annotation, molecular function: DNA binding. Gene Ontology annotation, cellular component: nucleus. The coding region runs from base 44 to 1684 and encodes 546 amino acids. The record is from RefSeq and is marked reviewed. Gene Ontology annotation, biological process: DNA replication checkpoint signaling; DNA replication preinitiation complex assembly; regulation of DNA-templated DNA replication. The transcript has 10 exons. Lineage: Eukaryota; Metazoa; Chordata; Mammalia; Primates; Hominidae.
CUCCCUUCCUUCUUUCCUUGCUUUCGCCGCGCACUCCGCCGCCAUGGAGCAGCGCCGCGUCACCGACUUCUUCGCGCGCCGCCGCCCCGGGCCCCCCCGCAUCGCGCCGCCCAAGCUGGCCUGCCGCACCCCCAGCCCCGCCAGGCCCGCACUCCGCGCCCCGGCCUCCGCUACCAGUGGCAGCCGCAAGCGCGCCCGCCCGCCCGCCGCCCCCGGACGCGACCAGGCCAGGCCACCGGCCCGCAGGAGACUGCGGCUGUCGGUGGACGAGGUUUCCAGCCCCAGUACCCCCGAGGCCCCAGACAUCCCAGCCUGCCCUUCUCCGGGCCAGAAGAUAAAGAAAUCCACCCCGGCAGCAGGUCAGCCGCCCCACCUGACAUCCGCGCAGGACCAGGACACCAUCUCUGAGCUUGCGUCAUGCCUGCAACGGGCCCGGGAGCUGGGGGCAAGAGUCCGGGCGCUGAAGGCCAGUGCCCAGGAUGCUGGGGAGUCCUGCACCCCAGAGGCCGAGGGCCGCCCUGAGGAGCCAUGUGGCGAGAAGGCGCCCGCCUACCAGCGCUUCCAUGCCCUGGCCCAGCCCGGCCUGCCGGGACUCGUGCUGCCCUACAAGUACCAGGUGCUGGCGGAGAUGUUCCGCAGCAUGGACACCAUCGUGGGCAUGCUCCACAACCGCUCCGAGACGCCCACCUUUGCCAAGGUCCAGCGGGGCGUCCAGGACAUGAUGCGUAGGCGUUUUGAGGAGUGCAAUGUUGGCCAGAUCAAAACCGUGUACCCGGCCUCCUACCGCUUCCGCCAGGAGCGCAGUGUCCCCACCUUCAAGGAUGGCACCAGGAGGUCAGAUUACCAGCUCACCAUCGAGCCACUGCUGGAGCAGGAGGCUGACGGAGCAGCCCCCCAGCUCACGGCCUCGCGCCUCCUGCAGCGACGGCAGAUCUUCAGCCAGAAGCUGGUGGAGCAUGUCAAGGAGCACCACAAGGCCUUCCUGGCCUCCCUGAGCCCCGCCAUGGUGGUGCCGGAGGACCAGCUGACCCGCUGGCACCCGCGCUUCAACGUGGAUGAAGUACCCGACAUCGAGCCGGCCGCGCUGCCCCAGCCACCCGCCACGGAGAAGCUCACCACUGCUCAGGAGGUGCUGGCCCGGGCCCGCAACCUGAUUUCACCCAGGAUGGAGAAGGCCUUGAGUCAAUUGGCCCUGCGCUCUGCUGCGCCCAGCAGCCCCGGGUCUCCCAGGCCAGCACUGCCGGCUACCCCACCAGCCACCCCGCCUGCAGCCUCUCCCAGUGCUCUGAAGGGGGUGUCCCAGGAUCUGCUGGAGCGGAUCCGAGCCAAGGAGGCACAGAAGCAGCUGGCACAGAUGACGCGGUGCCCGGAGCAGGAGCAGCGGCUGCAGCGCUUAGAACGGCUGCCUGAGCUGGCCCGCGUGCUGCGGAGCGUCUUUGUGUCCGAACGCAAGCCUGCGCUCAGCAUGGAGGUGGCCUGUGCCAGGAUGGUGGGCAGCUGUUGUACUAUCAUGAGCCCUGGGGAAAUGGAGAAGCACCUGCUGCUCCUCUCCGAGCUGCUGCCGGACUGGCUCAGCCUCCACCGCAUCCGCACCGACACCUACGUCAAGCUGGACAAGGCCGCGGACCUCGCCCACAUCACUGCACGCCUGGCCCACCAGACACGUGCUGAGGAGGGGCUGUGAGCCUGGGGGCCACUGUGGACAGACGUGGGCUUCAGAAGCUCGCUGGCCUGGGCCCACCAGCAUUUUCUUUUAUGAACAUGAUACACUUUGGCCUUCCUUUCCCCAGCGCCCCUGAGGGCCAGAGGCAGAUGUGGGCUGCAGGCUGCACAGCCCGAGGGUCUCUGGCUGCGGGCGGUGGGCCCCUUCAUGGGGCUCACCUGGUGGAUUCACAUUAAACCGGUUUCUGUGGGCACCUCUGUCCUUGCUGCUGGUGGGGAAGGGAAGCCAGAUCCAGCACCCCCUGGGGGGCCAUCGGGAGUGUGGCUGGGGGUGAAGGGGGCUCUGUGGCAAUAUGGGGUUGGGUAGUGUGGGUGGCAGGCCAUCCCCUCUAAUCUUGGAACCUCUGAAUAUGGGACCUCCCACAGCAAAGGGUGACUUUUGUCAUUAAGAAAGACUGGGGUGGGUGUGGUGGCUCACGCCUGUAACCCCAGCACUUUGGGAGGCCAAGGUGGGCAGAUCACGAGGUCAAGAGAUCGAGACCAUCCUGGCGAACAUGGUGAAACCCCAUCUCUACUAAAAAUACAAAAAAUUAGCCGGGUGUGGUGGUGGGCACCUGUCGUCCCAGCUACUAGGGAGGCUGAGGCAGGAGAAUGGUGUGAACCCAGGAGGCACAGCUUGCAGUGAGCGAAGAUCGCACCACUGCACGCACUCCAGCCUGGGUGACAGAGCGAGACUCCGUCUCAAAAAAAAAAAUUUCAAGACUGGAGAGGUGAUCCUGAAUUGUCCAGCUACGCCCCAUGUCAUCACAGGGCCUUCAUGACAGGGCCAGAGCCAGCCAGCUUUGAAGACGCGGCCCUGCCCCGACACAGGCAGCCUGGAGAAGCUGGGCAGGACAAGUAGGACAUCCCUGGAGCCUCCAGAAGGGACUGGCCUCUGCCCACACCUUGACUUCAGUAUUUCUGACCUCCUAAACUCUAAUAAAGUCAUGCUUACAGCCACUA